Messenger RNA from Papilio xuthus (Asian swallowtail), 3946 nucleotides. RefSeq names its product lutropin-choriogonadotropic hormone receptor-like. NCBI's taxonomy places the organism in Eukaryota, Metazoa, Arthropoda, Insecta, Lepidoptera, Papilionidae. Gene Ontology annotation, molecular function: G protein-coupled peptide receptor activity; protein-hormone receptor activity; protein binding. Gene Ontology annotation, biological process: hormone-mediated signaling pathway; activation of adenylate cyclase activity; adenylate cyclase-activating G protein-coupled receptor signaling pathway. The coding region runs from base 1 to 3324 and encodes 1107 amino acids. The record is from RefSeq and is a predicted model, not a curated record. The transcript is spliced from 16 exons. Gene Ontology annotation, cellular component: plasma membrane.
AUGACUAAAGCGACAGUGCACAAAAAAUUUUACCCGCGUAUCGCCACGCCGCCUCCGCGAAGUGACGGCGAGGAGUGCGGGCUCCCGCCUGUCAUCCUGCCUCUGCCGCCUCACCCUCACGGGGUCGAGGUCCUGCGGCGCGGCGCGGGCUGGGGAGGCGGGGGGCGCGUGGCGGCAGACACUCCGGCACCGGCUCCCAUCCCCCGCCAUUCUGCUAGUCCGCGCCGCGCCUCUCUCGCGAUCGCUCGUGUCGGUGUCGUGCGUUUAGUGCUGUUUGAAUGUGUGUCAGUGUCCGGUGCGCAUACGGAGCGUGUGCGACGCGUGCGAGGGCCAUGCUGGGCAGGCCUGCGCUGCCGCGCCGCCGCGCUGCGCCGUCUGCCGCCGCUGCACGCCCGCCUGCUAGAGCUGGACGUGUCCGACAACAACAUCACUACGCUGCCCCCGGAAGCGCUGCAGCCCGCCGCCGCUCUGCGCGAUCUGGACCUGGGCGGCAACCUGCUGGCCGCGCUGCCGGCCGCCGCGCUGCCGCCGCUGGCCGCGCUGCACACGCUAGUGCUGCGGCGCAACCGCAUCGCGUACAUAGACGAGCGCGCCUUCAUCAACACGCCGGCGCUGCGCGUGCUGCGGCUGGAAGACAACCUGCUGACGGAGCUGCCGGCCGCCGUGUACCGCCUGCCGCUGCUCGAGGACCUGUCAGUGUCGGUGGCGCGCAACCGUGUAGAGCGCGUGAGCGCAGGUCUGCGAGCGUGCGCGCGCCUGGCGCGGCUCGACCUGCGUGCCAACCCGCUGACCGCGCUUGCGGCGCGCGCGCUCGACCACCUGCCGCGCCUGCACACGCUGGAGUUGUCGGACGCACGCGGGCUGCGCGAGCUGCCGGCGCUGGCGGGCGCGGCGCGACUGCGCACGCUGCGCGCCGACCGCGCGCGUCUCGCCUCACUACCGCGCGCCCUGUGCCGCCACGCGCCGCAGCUGCGCGCACUGGAGCUGCGCGGUAACCUACUGGACAGCGUGCCCGACUUGCGCGAGUGUGGGGAGCUGCGCGUACUGUCGCUGUCGGACAACAGCGUGCGCGCGCUGGGAGGCGGCGCGCUGCGCGGUCUGCGCCGUCUGCUGGACCUGCAGCUGGCGCGCAACCGGCUGCGCAGUCUGCCCGCUGACGCCUUCGUGCACACGCCGCGUCUGCAGCUGCUGGACGUGGAGGGCAACCAGAUCGAGUACAUCGACUCCGAAGCGUUUACGCCGCUCGACGGUCUGGAGGAUCUCAAUGUGGGCAACAACGUGUUCCCGUGGCUCCCGGCGGGCGGUUUGCGCCGGCUGCUGCAUCUCAAGGCUCACAACAACCCCAACCUGCGCCGCUUCCACCCCCCGGAACUCUUCCCCAGGAUACAGACGUUAGUGCUGUCGUACGCGUACCACUGCUGCGAGUUCAUGCCGCCGGCGGGGCCGGGGGCGGGGGCGGAGACCGCGGGGCGGGGGAUGGAGAGCGGCGAGGAGGGGGAGGAGGAGGAGGAGGGCGGCGGCGGGUUCAGCGAUCUGGUGCUGGUGCCGGCGCAGCGCGUGGACGCCGCCGCCUGGGGCAACGCCACAGACAUCUGGCCGCACUACCUGAACGCGACCGGCUGGGGCGCGCACGAGGCGGGCUGGGGCGAGCUGCGAGCCGCGCCGCGCGCCGCCGUGCGCUGCUUGCCGCUGCCCGGGCCGUUCCUGCCGUGCGUGGACCUGUUCGACUGGUGGACGCUGCGCUGCGGCGUGUGGGCGGUGUUCCUGCUGGCGCUGCUGGGCAACGGCACCGUCGUCUUCGUGCUCGUGUUCAGCCGCAGCCGCAUCGACGUGCCGCGCUUUCUCGUCACCAACCUGGCCGCCGCCGACUUCUUCAUGGGCAUUUACCUAGGGUUCCUGGCGGUGGUGGACGCGGGCACGCUGGGCGAGUUCCGCGCGCACGCCAUCUCGUGGCAGAUGUCGGCGGGCUGCCGGCUGGCGGGCUUCCUGGGCGUGCUGUCCUCCGAGCUGUCGGUGUACACGCUGGCCGUCAUCACGCUGGAGCGCAACUACGCCAUCACGCACGCCAUGCACCUGAACAAACGGCUGUCGCUGCGGCACGCGGCCGCCGUGAUGGGCGCCGGCUGGGCCUUCUCGCUGGUCGCCGCCGCGCUGCCGCUGCUGGGCGUCAGCGACUACCGCAAGUUCGCCGUCUGCCUGCCCUUCGAGACCGGCUCGCCCGCCGCGCUCGGCUACGUGGUGGCGCUGCUGGCCGUCAACGGGCUCGCCUUCCUCGUGCUGCUCGGCUGCUACCUCAAGAUGUACUGCGCCAUCCGCGGCUCGCAGGCCUGGAACUCCAACGACUCGCGCAUCGCCAAGCGCAUGGCGCUGCUCGUCUUCACCGACUUCCUCUGCUGGUCGCCGAUCGCCUUCUUCGCGCUGACGGCCGCCUUCGGCGCGCAGCUCGUCUCCCUCGAGGAGGCGAAGGUGUUCACCGUGUUCGUGCUGCCGCUCAACUCCUGCUGCAACCCAUUCCUCUACGCCAUACUCACCAAGCAGUUUAAGAAGGACUGCGCGCUCGUGUGCAAGGCCAUCGAGGAGUCGCGCGUCACGCGCGGCAUCGGCCGCUGCCGACACUCCUCCAACUUCAGCAACCGCCAGACCCCGGCCAACACCAACAGCCUGGCCGAGCGCUCCUCGCGCGGCCAGCACGGCGCGCAGUGCGCCUGCCGCCGCCUGCUGCCCGGCGCGGUGUCCGGCGCGGGGCCCGGCGCCGCCGCCGCAGAGAACGGCGAGCCGGACGUGGCGCGGGGGGUGCGCGCGCCGCCCGGCGAGCGGCUGCUGCGCUGGCUGCGGGCGUGCGGUCGCCGGACGCCCCCCGCGCCGCCCGCGCCCCGCCCCACCGCCGCGCCCCCCGCCCGCACCGGCUCCGUCUCCUCGUCGGUGGAGUUCUCGUCGUCGCGCUCGGACUCAUGGCGGGCGUACGGACGCGCGCCGCCACCCCCGCGCCGCGCGGCCUCCUGGCUGGUGGCGCGCAAGACCUCGCAGGACUCCAACCUAUCGUCGUCGCGAAACGAUUCGUCGGGAUCGAACGCGACCGCUUCGACGGGCACGUGGCGCACGUCGCGCUCGGCGGGCAGCGCGGCGGCGGGCGCGUCGGUCGCGGCGGGCUCGGGGGGCGCGGGCGGCGCGCGGCCGAGGCUCACGCGCCAGCCGGCCGUGUCGGCGGAGGAGCCGCCGGGCUCGCCGGGCGCGUUGCCGGCGCCGCGGCUGCUGCACACGAUCCCGUCGGCGGCGGAGACGGAGGCGGCGGGGGAGGAGGGCGAGCCGCGCUGCGCCGUGUAGCGUCCGGCGCCGGUGGCGAGCAGAACCGUCCAUUAGCAGCGCCGCCGCCGCGUCGUGUGCGCGUGCUGUCUGCGCGCGUCGCAUCGCGCCUAAUUAUAAAUUAUUUAUAUUUUGUACAGUAUUACAACGAUAGCUUGUAGAGAUACGUCUUUUGUAAGAAUGUAUUGUUACCGAAAUAAUGCUAUUUAUUUAGGACAAAUUUUAGGAGGCGGGUUCUACGUAGCCGUGUUAAUAUAUAAUAUAUUUAUAUAUUUAAUAUAUACACAAGAGAGGUAUACGCGCGCGCGACGCAUAGGUGAUAUUAAUGUAGUAAUUUAAUUAAAUAUUGACACAUUCGCGGAGGUGUGGAGGUAUGGAGGUGCAGAGUGUGGAGGUGCGGGGGUGUUGUGAUGUAAGGAGAAAUGCUCACCAGUGGUCAUGCUCACGUCAAGUUCGUACAUUUUUUCAUAUUGUAUUAGAUUUUUUACGACGUAGUGCGAUCAUUAAAAUUAUGUGUUGAUGGUUUACAAGUUGUGUAACAUGUGGCUGUAACCAAGCGAGAAGCAGCGCGGGCGCGUCGAGUGUCUCGUGUCGCGUGUCUCGUGUCGCGUGUCUCGUGUCGCGUGUCGCGUGUCGCGUGUCU